Messenger RNA from Dicentrarchus labrax (European seabass), 2130 nucleotides. RefSeq names its product charged multivesicular body protein 4b. The transcript is spliced from 5 exons. The coding region runs from base 158 to 826 and encodes 222 amino acids. Gene Ontology annotation, biological process: late endosome to vacuole transport via multivesicular body sorting pathway; vesicle budding from membrane. The record is from RefSeq and is a predicted model, not a curated record. Gene Ontology annotation, cellular component: ESCRT III complex; multivesicular body; cytoplasmic side of plasma membrane. Lineage: Eukaryota; Metazoa; Chordata; Actinopteri; Moronidae.
AAAACAUCAACAAUCCUUCCAGCUUCCAGGCUAGGGCGAAGUGUCAGUGUUAGCCUAGCAGCGAAGUAGCUAAGCGGGUUUUCUUGGGUGUUUCACAGAUUUGUUUUAUUUUUUUUAAUAUAUAUAUAUAUAAUUAGCGUGUUGUAGCAUCCCAGAUAUGUCGUUGUUAGGUAAGCUAUUUGGUGGAGGAGGAAAAGGAGGAAAGGGACCGAGCCCACAGGAGGCGAUCCAGAAACUCCGAGAGACGGAGGAGAUGCUAACGAAGAAACAGGAAUUUCUAGAGAAAAAGAUCGAACAGGAACUGCAAAUUGCCAAGAAAAACGGCACGAAAAACAAAAGAGCGGCUCUGCAGGCUUUGAAAAGAAAGAAGCGGUAUGAGAAGCAGCUCGCUCAGAUUGACGGCACGCUGUCGACCAUCGAGUUCCAGAGAGAGGCUCUGGAGAACGCCAACACCAACACUGAAGUGCUCAAGAACAUGGGCUUCGCUGCCAAGGCCAUGAAGUCUGCCCAUGAAAACAUGGACAUUGACAAGGUGGACGACCUGAUGCAGGACAUUACAGAGCAGCAGGAGCUGGCCCAGGAAAUCUCUGACGCCAUCUCUAAACCUGUCGGCUUUGGAGAGGAGUUUGAUGAGGACGAGCUGCUGGCGGAGCUGGAUGAGCUUGAACAAGAGGAGCUGGAUAAAAACCUGCUGGAGAUCGGGGGAUCAGAGAACGUCCCCCUCCCCAACGUGCCUUCAUCUUCAUUACCUUCCAGACCUGCCAAGAAAGAGGACGACGAGGACGACAUGGAGGACCUGCAGCGCUGGGCGAUGGAAGCCAUGUAAACGCAGCAUCCGCCACAUCAUACCUGCAUCAGAGAGGGAAGAGAAAUGAGCAAUGGGGGAAUGAAUGGACUGAAAGGAUGUUGUGUAUGAGCGUUUUUGUGUGUCUGAGGAGAGCCGACCGUCUACUUUAUGUAACACUACGAAAAAAGCAAAAAUGCUGUAAUCUUUCUUUACCCGACACUUUCACAAAUAUAGACCCCUGGGUGCUCUGCAAUACGAGCUGGGGCUUUUAUUUUGAAGCUCUAUCACUUUACCUUGGCAAAGUCACCAAUUAUGUUUACCCUCAAUUUUAAUACAAUACUAGCACUUCGUGGUCCCUGUGCUGGGCGGGGCUAUUUCAGCGUCCACAGAGUUCAUGUUGAAUUAAAUACCAUGAGCUCUGUGGUGCGAUUAAGGAGUUGUUGUCAGAGUUGUGUUACAGUAUACGUGGCGUUACUGACGUCACUGGAUAACAGGGGAUUUUUUAUGAGAGCUUAAUCCUCUAAAGGUCAUAUAUUUACCUGUAUUUGUGGCGUUAAACUUGCUGGAUGUUUUGUUUUUGUUUGUUUUUUUCCCUUCUUGACAAAAAUAACAAUCGUUUGCUCUCUUGUUUUUUUGUUAACCGCUCUUGAAAAUAGGAGAACAGCUGAGCAUGAGCUGGGUGAAGAAACUACGAGCUGUGUGUUUGCCAGAGUCCGAACAUGUUUCUUUUGUUUCAGGCUGCGUGCUUUGUCCCCCCUUUCCCCCCCUCCUCGCCUCCUGUCGCCAUUUCAGCGACUUGUCCCUCCCUCAAAGGCGUUCUCACCAGUGGUUCUUGUUAUUUGGUGUAAAUAUCCCAAAUGUGUCUCUUUUUAUAUACUGUAUCUCUGCCGUCACUGAGAGGAUCUGUCGAGGUUGUGUGAAGCAUGCAACAAUGGGGAAAUGACAAUACAGAUCACUACGCACGGCUAGAAAAGAGAUGUUAGACCUAACACUUUCAUCCUGCUCUGUCUGUCUCGGUCCUUCUCAUAAGGGUUUUUGUUUCAGAUUGUAUAAUGUUAAAAAAAUUAUAAUAAUAAACUAUUGUCACACCUUAUUAACUGCAUCUUGAAGGAGCUGGUGGUUUAUAAAAUAUUAGAUUAUAGUCAAUCUACAACAUCAGCGUUUUUUUUUUUAGUUGAAAAGAGUUAAUUCAUUUAGUUUUUCAAAGUCAUGAUGUACAUUUUUUACAUAGAAAAAAAAAAACAUAACACAAGGACGGAUGGACAAGCAUGUUUGCAUUUCUAUGUUUUAUUUAUCCAGAUGAGAAUAUUAUUUGCAAAAUCAUUAAAGGUUUUCAAUUCUUU